AUGACUCGCCUCUCAAAGCAAAAGGCAUGCAUAGCAUGCACAGAGUCCAAACGCCGCUGCGAUAAGAGCCUCCCUUCAUGUUCCCGUUGUGACGACCGCGACGUGGACUGCCACUACCCCGUCACAAAACGACGGCGGCGGCCCGAGGCGUCCAGGCCAUUCCCCGAACCACAACCACCACCGGCACCGCUCCAGCACUCCGUCCCGGCAACAAUGCCGGAUACACUUCUCUUCGACGCGUCCCCCCUUGCAACAAGCAUCUGGAGCAUGCCAUGGUCGGACCUUGACUUUGGUAACGCGAACUUUCAGCUCGCCAUGGGACCACCAUCGGCCGCCGCCGCCUUCUCCCUCCCGCCUCCAAACCCCGCAACAAGCCCGCAGCAGCAUCCCUACUACACCACGAAACCCGCCUACCCGCGCCUCUCCUCCUCGGUAGCCGCCUCCCUCGCAGGAAGCCAAUGGUUCCUCGCCCCCUCGACCUGGAGAAUCGACCACUGGCCCGCACCCCCGCGCGACGCCUACCCCGUCUCCGUCCUCACCAACUUCACCCGCGGCCUGCAAGCCUGGGUCCGGCGGUGGGUCAUGGAGGGCCACAACCCCUUCAUCCACCGCAGCCUGUACGCCGAGGGCAACUACUUCCCCUCCUGCGUCCAGGACGCCUUCGCCACGGCCUCCGUCUACUUUCACAAGACGUCUCUGAACGAGGCCUUUGUCCACCGCAUCCUGGACGAGCGGGUCACGGCCUUGCUGGCGAGCCAGCCCGUCGUCGAAGACAACUCCAUGUCUGUCCCGUUGCUGGAGACGAGGGACCACCUAGCGCGCGUCCACGCGCUCUACGUCUACACCAUCAUCCGGCUCUUUGACAGCUCGGUCGGUCAACGUGCCGCCGCCGAGGAACAUCUGCCGACCCUGGAUCUCUGGGCGAGGCAAUUGUGGAAAUCUGCCCAGAGGGAUGCCGACACUCUAUACGGGAACCGGUGUCCCCCUUCGACUUGGCAGUGCCAGGCACAAAAGAGCUCAGAUCUUGCAGACCAGAGCACCGCGGCGACCAACGCCACGACGGGAAAAACUAGUCUCGAGAACAACCAUAAACAACCGAAAGUGGAUUCCUUCAAUUGUGACCUCUGGACCUGGAACCUCUGGGUCCUCUCCGAAUCCAUCCGCCGCACCUGGAUCAUCAUCGUCUGCACGCUGGGCGUGUACAACGCCCUCAAAGGCCGCUGGGGCGAGUGCGCCGGCGGAGCCCUCUUCACCGCCCGCGGCGGAUUAUGGGACGCGCCCUCGGCCCCGCGCUGGGCGGCGCUGUGCCGGGCGGCUGGGCCCAGGAACAGGCGAGAUACAGGCGGUGUGACUGACCGUCCGGGGUCGGAGGAUAGCGGUGACGACAACGGCGGCGGUGAUCGAAAUUUCUUUGUGCCUUCUAUUGAUGGCGACGGGUUGCUUCAUAACGCAGCCGCGGCUGAUGUGGAUGAGUUUGCGAGGCACUUGUUCACGUGUAUUUGGGGCCUUGAUCGGGUCGAGGAUUGGGCCUUGAGGACGGCUUCGGAAGGCGAAGUCAAUUUGGUUUAUUGA
Molecule: messenger RNA, 1572 nt
Organism: Colletotrichum orchidophilum
Lineage: Eukaryota; Fungi; Ascomycota; Sordariomycetes; Glomerellales; Glomerellaceae
Exons: 1
Coding region: 1-1572 (523 amino acids)
Biological process (GO): regulation of DNA-templated transcription
Molecular function (GO): zinc ion binding; DNA-binding transcription factor activity, RNA polymerase II-specific
Source: RefSeq, a predicted model, not a curated record